AUGUCCAAUACAGACGACGCUGCUACCGCGACCGAGCACUUGGCUCAGCUCUCGCUGUCUUCAUCGAGCCCACCUAUCGUGCACGACGAGUACGGCACAGAAUGGCUCGAUAUAACCCAGCUCAUGCAAUCCACAACGGCCGAACUAGCCCGGGGCGAGCUGAUCCGGCCGCAGACUCUGACGCUGUUCGACGCCAUGACAUCGAUAGAGGUCAUGGACCCACGACUAGACAUGGGCAUGCUGACGGAGCAAGACGAAGAAGAGAUCGGCAAAUGGGAUAUGGAGCGAGUACUGACAAUGCGCGAGACGCUGUGGAUUAUUGAGACCAUGUUCCAGUGCGAGAUGACGUGGCAGGCCAGCGCGUCGCUCCUACAGACCAUCUAUAUGUGCCGGUACUUUAGCCAGGACGAUAUGCCUGAGACGGCAGGCAAGGAGGAGACAAAGAAUCCGUGUCGUGACCUGGUACUGUAUCCGUACUUGAUCGCGCUGGGGCGGUGCUGUCGGCUUGUGUGGGCAGAGUACAUGAGAGAAAACAUGUACAGCGAAGAAGAUGUGUAUUUCGGGUCGUACGUGUCAAAGUUCUUUGACGAGUUCUCUCUCGCCGACGUCAUUGCGCUCAUGGGGAAGGCAACCGCGUUCCUGGACGGCUGGCUUGCUGACAGCGGUGUGAAUGCCGACGAAGACGAGCGCAAGGCGGCUCAGCAGAUACAGGACCAUCUGGCAUUGCGGGACUCGUGGCUCAGCACUCUGAUCCACACUUCGGUCGACUACCUGCUAGAAGACCCGUCGGCGCUUAGGAAAUCGGGCGAGGAAUUGGCCGAGCUGCGGUCUCUGCACACGUCGAUGCAGCAGGCCAGCACCACACAGUCGGUUGCGGUGGAGGUGCCCGGUGUGUUUGACAAAAAGUGCAUGCGCAACUACCCGACCAUGGCGCCCAUCAAGCCCAAGCCAUUGAAAACCUUGGCCGAGUCGCAUUCCUUCUUUAGUUCAGUGAUCUCUGAGCUGGGACUUGUACAGCAGCUCAUGGAUGUCGACAAUGUCGAGUCGCUGCUACACCUGACACUGCAGUUUGCGCAACGUACUCCGACAGCAUCGCCACUGGUGCGGUCGCUGGUGGCUUCGCUGUUUGUGUGCGAGAACCGGAUUCUGCUUCGCCAGCCGAUUAUUGCGUUUACUGAGAGAGCGAUUCGCGAAUGCACCGGCCCGUAUAUCUGGAACAUACUUGAGGCUGGUGCUGGACAGUUGGUUGGGCCGCCAGGCAAGGCCAUUCCGAAGGCAGAUGAUCUGGUAGGCGCCCGACAGCGAGUAGGCGAGUUUGUUCAGGAGGCAGCGAGAAUGGUGAUUGACUGGGUCAAGACACAGUGCCAGAAUGCCCCGCGUCAACGUCGCAUCGCUCUGAAAUACCUCGGCGGGUGGGACUCGCUGCAGGGCGAGGCUGAGCAGCUCGAUAUCUGGCUGUUCACAGUGCUGAACCCGCAGGCUCAAAGCGGAGCUGACGAUCCGAAGCACAACCCGUUCUGGUUCAGCUCAUGGGCGUACCACAUGAAGCUGCUGAUGAUGGAGAUCAGUGUCAUGGCGGGGAUGCGCCUGGAUGUGUAUUUGGAGUACGAGUUCAGCCAGGUCUUCUGCAACGCAACGCAGGUAUUUGAGGCGCAUUUUGCCCACCUGACUCGUAUGGAGACAAUGCUGGCAUCCAAACAGGGCCAAAAUGUAGGUCUUGUUCAGCCAAAGGCACCGCCUGCUCUGCCGGCGCUGUGGACGAUGCGACCGGUUUCGGACACCGAGUGUCUGGCGCAGAUUUCAAGGUGGAAGCUGCUGGUCAUGGCGCAGAAGGACUUGGCGACGGCCAUGUGGCUCGUGACGCAUGCGUGUGAGCGGCUCGGCGUGUUCAGGGCGCCAUGGGCUCAGAGGCGCAACAUCCUGGCGCUGACGGCAUGCAAGCAGCAGGAGACGCCAGAGGCCCAUCUGGCCCGGUAUGCCCUGCGCUUCCGUGUGUUCCAGCGGCUGAACUCGCCCACACCCCUGACAUUCGACGGGUGGCAGAACACAACGCAGCAGCUGGACGGGUACCGGAUCUGCGAUCUGUUUGCGCACGCAGCCCAGAUCCUCGCUGCCACCAAGAACUCUCUUGAUAGCGGCCGGAAGCAGGUUGUCAAGAACGGAGAGCACGGGCGGCUGCUGGCGCUGUGGGAGAAGAGCUACAGGUCGCUGUACUUUGUUGUGCUGUCAAAUACUCUCAGUCUGGCAAAGUUGGCAGCGGAUCCUGCCAUGAACUCGUUGGCUGCCACUACCACUGGCCACGACGCGCUGGCAUUCCGUGCCCAGAUGCUUGACGCCGACAUUGCUGCAUUAUCGCCGACCCCUGCUGGAAACGAGACCCAGCCGGCUGUAGCAGCCCCAAAGUCCAAAUCCAAGGCGAAGCGCGACAAGCAAAAGAAGCGCAAGGUGGCGAUGGCUGCCAAGCACGAAUCCAGUGUCCUGGCCAGCGCCAGAGAAUGGAGAGCCAGCGUCGACGAGCUGAUGAAGCCGGGCAAGGCCCUGGAUGUUGUGUGCAGGUGCAUGGCCGACAAGCAUCCAGACUGGCCGGUCUUUUCGUUUGGCCCGUCAAAUUAG
This is a messenger RNA of Linderina pennispora, 2613 nucleotides long. RefSeq names its product Mak10-domain-containing protein. Gene Ontology annotation, cellular component: NatC complex. NCBI's taxonomy places the organism in Eukaryota, Fungi, Kickxellomycota, Kickxellomycetes, Kickxellales, Kickxellaceae. Gene Ontology annotation, biological process: N-terminal peptidyl-methionine acetylation. The coding region runs from base 1 to 2613 and encodes 870 amino acids. The record is from RefSeq and is a predicted model, not a curated record. The transcript has a single exon.